Molecule: messenger RNA, 696 nt
Organism: Dothidotthia symphoricarpi CBS 119687
Lineage: Eukaryota; Fungi; Ascomycota; Dothideomycetes; Pleosporales; Dothidotthiaceae
Product: ubiquitin-protein ligase
Exons: 3
Coding region: 1-696 (231 amino acids)
Biological process (GO): proteasome-mediated ubiquitin-dependent protein catabolic process; protein polyubiquitination
Molecular function (GO): ubiquitin conjugating enzyme activity
Source: RefSeq, a predicted model, not a curated record
AUGGCGGAAGCUGCACAGCGCGUGCUCAUGAAUGAGUUCAAGGCUCUGAGCAAGGAGGAAUGGACCAACAUCGAGCUCAUCAAAGACAACGUCUUCGAGUGGAGCGUAGCCCUCAUCGUACUGAACCCGGACUCCCUCUACUACGGCGGCUACUUCAAGGCCAAGAUGGCCUUUCCUCGCAACUACCCGCAUAGUCCACCAGACUUCAAGUUCAUCCGCCCACUUUACCACCCCAACAUCUACCCCGACGGCCGCCUCUGCAUCUCCAUCCUACACCCACCCGGCGACGACGAGAUGUCGGGCGAAACCGCCGCCGAGCGCUGGUCGCCCGUGCAGCGCGUCGAAUCCGUCCUGAUCUCCAUAAUGUCGCUCCUCGACGACGCCGAGACGGCCUCCCCCGCCAACGUCGACGCAGGCGUCAUGCUGCGCAACAAGCCGGAGCAGUACAAGGAGCUCGUGCGCAAAGACAUGGAGGCCUCGAAGCAGGAUAUCCCCAGCGACUACGUUAUGCCUACGCACGAGACGGCGUGGAGGAAAAAGAAGGAGGACGAGGGCGACUUUGAAAUGAGCUGGGAAGAUAGCGAUGUUGAGAGCUUUGGUGGUAGCGAGAGCGACCUUGAUAGCGAGGAUCAGGAGAUGGACUCGGACUUUGAGGGCGACGACGAUGUCGAGGAUGAGGAUGAGGAGGAUAAGUGA